Messenger RNA from Meloidogyne enterolobii, 486 nucleotides. Lineage: Eukaryota; Metazoa; Nematoda; Chromadorea; Rhabditida; Meloidogynidae. The record is from the annotation of a GenBank genome assembly.
UUAAAAAUGCCUUCACAUCGCUCUGAAGAACGUGAACGAGAUCGUGACCGAGAACGAAACCGCGACAGAGACCGCGAUAGGGACCGUGAUCGAGACCGUGACCGUAAAUCUACUCGAAAGCGUUCUAGAUCGAGAGAUCGUGAUGAAAGCUCUGAACGGAAACAUAAGCGUUCUCGUCAUCGAGAUCGUGACAGGGAGAAGGACAGGAGCUCUUCACCUCGUGAUCGUCAUUCGUCUACUAAAACGCGUGAGGAAUCUUCUAAAAAACAUAAAUCUUCAAAGCAUUCAAAUCCCAACCCUUCUUUAACCGGCGAGGAAGACGAGGAAAUGAUGAGUGUUAUGGGCUUUGGUGGAUUCAGCACUACAAAGAAUAAGCAUGUUGAUGGCAAUGCUGAAGGAGAAUCAAAGAUUAAUCGGCCGCGUAGAUAUCGCCAAUAUAUGAAUAGACGUGGAGGAUUUAAUCGACCGCUUGAUUAUGUUGCUUAA